Molecule: messenger RNA, 2052 nt
Organism: Vidua chalybeata
Lineage: Eukaryota; Metazoa; Chordata; Aves; Passeriformes; Viduidae
Gene: THEMIS
Product: thymocyte selection associated
Exons: 6
Coding region: 1-2052 (683 amino acids)
Biological process (GO): T cell receptor signaling pathway
Source: RefSeq, a predicted model, not a curated record
AUGGCCUCUACCCUGCAGAAGUUCAUUCAUUCUCUGGACCUCAGAGCCCUUCCCAGGGUCCUCCAAAUCCAGUCAGGCAUCUAUUGUCAAGACUCCGUCUAUGAGAUGUUUGGAAAAGAAUUCUCCCUCUCAACAGAAGAAGUCAUUAAAGUUAUUGGCUUCAAAAUUAAUAAACUCACAGCAAGUAUCUGUGAGAAUAAUGAAGUCAGCCAGUUUUCAGACAAAGUGGAAUUACCGCUAAACUUUCCUGGUCUUUAUAAGGUUGUGGCAGAUAAGACUCCAUAUAUCAGCAUUGAAGAAAUUGCAAGAAAAGUACCUAUUGGGCCAACAAAGUUUGGCCAUCCUUCUUUCUACAGCGCCAAAGAUAUAAAAUUGGCAAAUUUCACUAUCAAACGUGAUGAGCAGAUCAUCUUCAACUCUGUGGAAGAGGUCCAUGGAAUGAUGGCUGUGAAGUGUGUCGUGGUCAGAAAUAACCAGUCUCAUUCCUUUACUUUGCCCCUCUCACAAGAAGGAGAAUUCUAUGAGUGUGAAGAUGACCAGAUAUACACCCUAAAAGAGAUUGCAGAAUGGAAAAUCCCUAGGUGUAGAAACCGGAUUGUUAAACUUUCCAAUACUUUACACAUGUGGGACUCCUCUAAUCCACUUCCUGAGAAUUUUGAUGGCUGUUUGAUUCUCAUGCCUGUCUAUGAAGUGCAGGCAGUAAUGAAAUUUCGAAAAGACAUAGUUCAUAUCCUCUCAGAUCUGGAUGUGGAGGUCAAGGAUGUAACAGACUAUUAUGAUAUUAGCUCUUUCCUUCAGCCACUUUCUUUGGAAGAUUUAUUUGAGAGAACAAGCAAAGAAUUUCCUAUGGUUGCUGAGAUAAUGGAAGGGCCUUCAGGAAACCAAAAACCUUAUAACUUAUUGUCUACAGGGAAAGAGAUAGUCAUCUACAAAAAGUACCAGGCAGCAAGAGUCCUAGCCUCUGAGAUGAGAAGUGAUUCCUCUAAAAGACAUUAUUUAAUCCCUAUGAGCUACAAGGGAAAGUUCAAGAGAAGACCUCGAGAGUUCCCAACUGCCUAUGACUUACAGAUAGCGAGAAGUCAAAAAGAACAUCUUCAUGUUGUAGCGACUAAAGCCUUUACUUCCCCUCAUAAAGAACUUUUUUCUGUUUCAGUUGGAGAUCAAUUUCUAGUUCAGCAAUGCCAGACUAGUGAAGUUCUGUAUGAGGGAAGAAAGAAACUCAUAGAUGUUUUAGCUUGUGAGCAAAUACUAAGUGAUUCAUAUAAAACAGUGCUCCUCCCUAUGUACAUGGAAGGUGGCUUUGUGGAAGUGAUUCAUGACAAGAAACAGUACCACCUCUCUGAGAUUUGCAAAGAAUUCCAUUUGCCUUUUAACGUCAAAGUGUCCGUGAGGGACCUUUCCAUGGAGAAAGAUGUCUUGGCUGCUGCGCCUGGUCUGCAGUUUGAAGAAGAAAUCACAGACUCUUACUUGCUGAUCAGUAGUGCCAGCAGUCCAGUGGAGAGCUGGGAGAUUCCCGUGUGUCGCUUAAACAUGUUGGUUCAUUUGCUCAGCAAAGAUGUCCAGACAGUUGUAUCGCCUAUGACUAGGACAACAGUGGAAGAGGUCAGCGAAGAGGAAUACUAUAUGUUGCGAAGAUAUGAAAACCUAACCCUCCAUCCACCACCCAGGCCUCCCAAAAAGCCAACAUCAGCACCACCACCUACUUUUGCAGUGCCUCAGCAAGGGGUGUCUGAUGUACUACAGGCUCCAAAGAAUUUCUACAUAGACGCCACCAAGAAAUUGUGCUCAGAUCAAGACACUGCUGUUUUGGAAUUGCAAGUUAAUUGUCAAAAUGAUUUGGUGCAUUGUGAGAAUAAGGACAUGACUGGGAAAGCUACACUAGUGGAAACCACUGUGACUAAAGGCCUAGCAAGAAACUAUGAGGAAGAAGAGGAAGAGGAAGAAGAGCAUGACUACAGCUAUAUUGAUGAAAACAUAAUUGAAAACAUAAGAAAAGUAUUUCAUGGCACCAGCAUUAGAAAUGAGCAUACACUCUCCAAAGGAAGAAGGUAA